Molecule: messenger RNA, 3196 nt
Organism: Uloborus diversus
Lineage: Eukaryota; Metazoa; Arthropoda; Arachnida; Araneae; Uloboridae
Product: putative phosphoenolpyruvate synthase
Exons: 32
Coding region: 26-3028 (1000 amino acids)
Biological process (GO): phosphorylation
Molecular function (GO): kinase activity; ATP binding
Source: RefSeq, a predicted model, not a curated record
GUACGUGAUACAACCCGAUAUCGAUAUGCUGCCCAUCACCAAAAUCAAUCUCAGCAUUGAUAAAUCUAACGCAACUGAGGAAACGACUGAAAUCAGAGCAAGCUUCACAGCACAUCACUUGUACGAACUUAGUGGUUGUGAAGUUCCAGGAGGUUUGAAAACCAGUAGCGGAAGCACGAGCAUAAAUCCCUUCACUUUCUACCUCAACGGAAAGAAAGGAUCAGGAAUUUGCCUAAAAGAGCACAUCAAGAACGUCGGUAGCACUAAAGCAAAACAUGUUGCAAACUUCGGAAAAACAAAAGAUCGGCCCCUUGUGGUCCCUUUCUCUGACGUCACAUGUCAGGAUUCGGAGCUUACUGGUGGUAAAGGGUCAUCUCUGGGUAAGCUAACAGCUCUGAGUCAAGAUCUAAAAAGCUUUGUGGUUCCAAAUGGCGUGGUAGUUACAACAGCAGCUUAUGAGACAUUUUUGACCAAAAAUAUAACGGAUGGCGUCAGAGGACUUGAGGCUGUAUUAUAUGGACAGAUUAAAGGUGACGUGAAGGAGGCUUGCAAAAGAUUAUGUGAUGCGGUCGCAAACGAGAAAAUCCCGGAAGACCUGAAGGAAUCAAUACUAAAGUCUUUAAAUAAAUCUUUCGGUCAAAAAAUGCAUUCAUGCAAAUUUGCAGUUCGGUCCUCUGCAACAGGAGAGGACACGGAACAAAUGUCUGCGGCAGGUCAAAUGGAUACCUUCCUUGGAAUUUCUGGAAUUGAUGAAGUGCUCCUUGCAGUGAAGAAGUGUUGGGCUUCGCAAUUUGGAUUUGUUGCUACAGAAUACAAAAGACGCUACGGACAAGAACUGAACUCUCCGAUGGCUGUUGUGAUCCAACAAAUGGUGCCGUGUGACGUAGCUGGCGUCAUGUUUACCUGCGAUCCUCUAACAGGGAAUCCUACCCUUAUGAGCAUCACUGCCAACUAUGGGUUGGGAGAGUCUGUCGUAUCUGGAUCGGAAGAACCGGACGCCAUUGAGCUUGGGAGAGACUAUUAUGAUCAGUUAACGAUAAGAAAUAAAAGCAUUGGAGCAAAAAGUCGGAAAAUCGUUGUCAAAGAUGGAGAAGGGACAGCUGUGGAAGACGUUUCAGACAACCAAAGAAAUGAGUGUUGCCUUUCCGACGAAAUGAUUUUCAGACUUGGAAAAAUUGGAGUUCAGAUUGAGAAACAUUACCGCACCAAAAGAGACGUUGAAUUUGGAUUUUGGAACAAUAAUUUGUAUAUAUUUCAGUCACGUCCAGUAACGAGUGGCUCCCAGGAGUUAGAUUUUGAAAUUGAAAAUGAAUUCGAUGGGCCCUUGAGGAUAGAGAAUGAUUUCUUCUCGUUCGCCAAUACAGCGGAGGUACUUCCUGGUUCAAUGUCGCCUUUUGGAUACGAUACAUUCUUUCGAAUGUUCAAUCCCAUUUGGCAAUCUGGAAAGAAAACGGAGUGGCAAAGCGAUGUCUCUGUCAGGUACUUCCCAGUGUGCUGGUUGACUACCAAGUUGCACACCAUGUUUAACGUUGCUGACUUGUUUCGUGGCAUGCAUAACGAGGAUAGCAACCCCAUAAAUAAAGCAACUAUGGUGGCUUUCAUGGGACGUCUACUGGACGAUCCAGAACUCUUUGAAGUUUCUGAGGAGCGGUACGCUUACAGCACAACAAAGGAGUGGCCGUGGAUGAAAACGAAGAGAUUGCUGGAGUGCAUGUUUUUCUCCGGAAUGCACUUGAAGAGAGCUCAAGCAUUUUAUCCCAAGUACCGUAUCCCAGUUGAAGAGUGCAAGACAGCUAAAGAAGCUUUAAAGGUGAUGUCUGAGCACUGCUCUGAUCUUACCGAGGCAAUGAUCGCCCAUCUGAUCUGCAGUCAAGGAUCGUCAAUGUGGAACAUGCUUGUGCUGACCACGCUGGCCGAAGCAAAAGGAGAGGUUGAUGAUAGCGUGUACAGAGACUUUUCAACUCUUGUCAAGACGAGCAGCGAUGUUGAAAGUGCUGAUGUUCCUUCAGCGAUACAGAGUUUGGCCUUUCACAUAUCGAGGUCGAUCAAACCAGAGGAAUUCCAAAAGAUGCAAGUUGAGGAAGCUUUACAAUGGUUGCUGGGUUCAUCGUCUUCAGCAGGUCAGAAAUUCAGAUACUUCUUAGAGAAACAUGGACACAGAUGUGUCAAAGAGUUUGACAUUGCUUCAACAACUUGGGGAUCAGAUCCGAAACCUUUAGUGAAACUACUGCAAGGUCUGGCGGCUCACGUGUCGAAAGACGCAUCCCCGAAGGAAACAGAAGGUUUUGAAGCUUUGAGUUCGAAAUUAAGCACGCAAUUGGGAAUCCUAACAAAGCUAAAAUUGAGAUUUUUCCUGCAUAUGGGUUGGAAAGGUGUGCAACAGAGGGAAAACACGAAAUCUUUGUUGGUCAAAGGAACGGAUGCUUGGCGUCAAGGUUAUAACCAUUUGGCGAAACUGAUGGUUGCUGAAGGCCGCAUUCCCGACGAAAGAAUCAUGUACUUUAUGACAUUGGAAGAUGUAAGGGAACUGCUGAAAACCAGAUCGCCAAGAGUUCUCGCUAAAGCCAGACAUCGGCAGAGAUUGCACCCGAAAAUGGAUAAAUACAUGUUUCCCGAAACUUUUAAAGGUGUUCCUAAGCCAAUCACUUUCGAAGAUGAAAUUUUGGUUAACGGCACAGAAGAAAGCUUUACCAUGAAAGGUAUUCCCGUGAGUCAAGGUGUUGCGAAAGGAUACGUGCGGGUAGCACUCACCCUCGAAGAUGCAACACACAUUAAGCCAGGUGAAAUUCUCUUGGCCUACAGUACAGACAUAGGAUGGACACCCUACUUUCCGAUGCUGGCCGGAUGCAUUACGGAAUUGGGGGGACUCAUUUCACAUGGUGCUGUCGUCAGUCGAGAAUACGGGUUACCUUGUGUGGCAGGUGUCCACGGCGCCACAAGAAGAUUUCAAUCAGGUGAUUACAUACUGCUGGAUGGCAACAAGGGUGAGGUGACGAAACUGCCUCCACCAGAGGCCAAAACAUCGUGAUGGAUUACAUGGGAGAGAGAGACAGAGAGAAAAGACAAGAUUUUAUAAAUAUCGAAGCUCAACCGACGUUAAAUCAGGACGUAAGAUGUAGAGAAAUAAAAUUGUAAUUAGAAAUGCACAAACUGAGGCUAUUUUUUCAAAGUUUGAUGUCGUAUAUGUAUGUAUCAG